This is a messenger RNA of Drosophila obscura, 895 nucleotides long. RefSeq lists its product as uncharacterized. Lineage: Eukaryota; Metazoa; Arthropoda; Insecta; Diptera; Drosophilidae. The record is from RefSeq and is a predicted model, not a curated record. The coding region runs from base 80 to 580 and encodes 166 amino acids. The transcript is spliced from 2 exons.
AAUCAUCAGUCCUCAGACAUUGCCUGGCGUGAUAAGAACGUUCAAAUUCUCAAUACAGACCCGAUAGAAUUCCGAGAGAAUGCUGCUGCCCAUUGGCAUACUCGUCAUUGUAUUUGCAUUACAGUUGACAGUUGCCGUUGCCGUUGCCUCACCCACGCGCGGCGACAGUCUGCGAGAGUUACGCAAACUCAUGAGACAGCAGGAUGAUGAGCAGCAGCAGCAGCAGUCCCCAGCAUUACAAAGUGAAAAUCAAUUCAACGAAGACAUCAAUCAGUGGGCGCUGUCCCUGGAGCAGCUGGGCAGCGAGAUCUUUCAGUUUGUGGAGCAGUGCCGCCAGCCGGGCAGUCAAUGCCAGCAGAGGCGUGUACAGAGAAGAUUUCGAGCACUAAGGCAUGGCUACACGGAGCUAAGGGCUCGAUUGGAGGCCUUGCAGGUGCACUACAUGGCCAGCAGAUUGAGCAACGAGGACGAGGCCCGAACUGUGGACAGCACUGUGCAGAGGGUCAAGCUGGUGCUCAGGCAAUACGACGAGACGUUGAGGCUAAUCAACGGACAGAUCUACAAGUUGGUGGAUCAAUAAGCCAUAAUUAAAAGUAGGAAAAUAUAUACAAAUAAAGUGAUUAUACCACUAAAAAAAACCGAGAUCAAAAUCGUCAUAGCUUAAAACUAAUUUAAUUUAAACUAAAACGCACUGAUAAAAUUUAUGAGAGUUUUUGAUCGAAGCUAAAGCGAUGCUAAUUGAAAAUUUUGUAGAUAAAUUAAAAGACAAAGAAAGGGAAAAGGAGCUCGUUAAAUAUCAAUUGGACGAUGUAAUAAGCUGCCUGAAAUUCAUAAUUAGAUUUAAGAAUUGAGUGAAAAGAUAAAGAAUCGGAUAUAUUUAAAUAUAGGAAAAUGU